UACAACAGUUGCGCACGAGAGGUGCAAACGCCUCCUUGACCGAGAGCUCUCGAAAAUCAGAUUUAGCAGCCUAAAGUCUAGAAAAGUUGAGUUGGAAAAGUCGUCGAAAAUAGACACAUAUUUAUUGUUAAGAUAUUAUUCUUUCUCCUUUUUUUCUUGGACAUCAACAGAGGGUAAUUGAGGGAUCUACAGCGAGAUAAUAGAACGUUGUUAGACGCAUCUACGCAUGCGCGAACAUGACGUCAUAGAAUAAUGUACGCAUCAGAGCGCCACCUUAUAUCGUAAGUUUUCAAUUAUGCGUUGACACUCCUUAUCUACUGUCUUCCUGAUAUUGGCAUUUAAACACGGACUUAGUAUCGAUACCAAGUCCGAGAUGGCUUGAUGCAAUAGAGUUAUCAAAAACUUCAAUUUUUAAAAUUGCAUACAUACAUGCUGUUCCUAUAAACAGAAAAAUUAAAAUUUGUUCUAUCUUUCAAGAAAAAUAAAACAAAAGCGAGACUGCAAUAAUUGGUGUUAAUAACUGGUGAUGCAACAGAAGAUACGAGUUCAGAAACAAAUAGGUACAAAUGGAACUGUCGUUCUCCCGCCGUCACGGCCUAAUGUAGACCUUCGACCAUACAGUUACUAUAUGUGCAGGUCGAAGCUGCGUAGACUGUCUAUACAGUAGACACACACUGCUGACUGCACCGGCCAUGUUUAUUUAUGUUGACGACUUGACGUGCCUAUGUACUUGCUGAAUUUUUUUCCGAGCCUAGCCCAGUCGCAGCUUCCCUAUCUGCACAUACACGUAUACACGUCGCAGCUUGGUAGGAACGAGGGACAUACUUGAACUUGGAGUCGACUCCGAAACUGGGUCGAGCAGAGAAGAGAACCUUUGCGCGUAUAUGUGUGUGUUUGUGUGUGUGGCUGCUGUGUGAUGAUGGAUAGUCGCGAUUGCAGAGAGUAGAAGAGGAGAUAAUAAUCGUCGCUGUGGAGUGUAUUAUUGGGCUCUGGUGAGGACUUUGUGAGAGGAUAGCGACUCUUCAGAGGAUCCUUGAUUCAGGUUAUAUAUGUGCAGUGGUGUAGGGGUAGAAGAUAUGAUAGAUUCCACUUGUGUGCUCAACCGUCUACAUGCAGAGGUUGUGCAAGGCAUUCUUUAAACGGUCCUUUACAUUUUUUUAGCAUUAAAUAUUGACAACAGCAGUAUGUCAAUGUCGUCCAUCGGUCCACAGAGUCCUCUUGAUAUCAAACCGGAUACUGGAUUGAUUAAUACUGGCAACUUCAGUCCGUCUGGUCCUAAUAGUCCUGGGUCUUUAAACCUUGGUUGUCCCAGCAAUAUGAUUACUACAUCUCCCGGAGGUCAAAACAAAACAAGCGCAGGCUCGCCUUAUCCUCCCAAUCAUCCACUCUCUGGCAGCAAACAUCUCUGCUCAAUCUGUGGUGAUCGUGCGAGUGGAAAGCACUACGGCGUGUAUAGUUGUGAGGGCUGCAAGGGCUUUUUCAAGCGAACUGUUCGCAAAGAUCUGACAUAUGCCUGCAGAGAAGAGAAACACUGUCUAAUUGAUAAGCGACAGCGAAACCGCUGCCAGUAUUGCCGUUAUCAGAAAUGUUUGACGAUGGGAAUGAAGCGCGAAGCCGUGCAGGAAGAACGCCAACGUACCAAGGAGCGGGAGCGCGAAGCUGCGGGCGGUGGUGGAGCUGCUGGCUCCGAAGCCGUCGAGAGCUCCACCAGCAGCUCGCACGCUGACAUGCCCGUCGAGCUGAUUCUCGAAGCGGAGAAACGAUUCGAGUAUCUUGCCGAAAAUCAAGCGUCCUACGAGCAAUUCGACAAUCACAAUAACAAACAGAUGCGUUACAUGGUCGAGUGGGCCAAACGACUGCCACAAUUCACUUCUCUACCCCUCGAAGAUCAGGCCCGGCUGUUACGUGCCGGCUGGAACGAGCUGCAGAUCGCGGCAUUCUCGCAUCGCUCGAUCGACAUCGAAGACGGUAUCAUUCUGAUGACGGGGUUUACACUCCACAAGAACUCGGCCCAGCAGGCUGGUGUCGGCGCUAUCUUCGAGCGCGUUCUCACCGAGCUUGUGCACAAAAUGAAGAGCAUGAAGAUGGAUAAGACCGAGCUGGGCUGCUUGCGCGCUAUCAUCCUCUUCAACCCUGAGGUGCGCGGUUUGAAGGCACAUCAAGAGGUGGACAUGCUCAGGGAAAAGGUUUACGUGGCUCUCGACGAGUAUACGCGGCUCCACCGACCCGAUGAACCUGGUCGCUUUGCCAAGCUUCUUCUGAGGCUGCCGGCCCUGCGCUCCAUUGGCCUCAAGUGCACCGAGCACCUCUUCUUUUUCCGAUUGCUAGGAGACUUGCCGCUGAACGAGCUUCUCACCGAUAUGCUCGAGGCGCCUUCUGACUCCUAGUUGCUCCAUCCUCUCAACUCUUUUCUUCAUUUGUGUCUAGACUACAUGGUCAAAUCACAAUAUUCAACAAUGUUGCAUCUAAGUAAUUUUAGGCCCCUCCGCACGGAGAUUAAAAAUAGUAAUGGAUACCUCUCUAACUUGCUUAGUAAACUGAUGGGAAUCGUGUGAUAUUUAGUUAGCCAAUACCCGCGAGAUCGUGUACAGUGUCCAAAGUUUUAUCCACAGAGUUCUAAUGAUUCGCCUCUAUUCCAACCCAUUGUUAUGCAUUUAACCAAUUUCCAUAGUACUUGAUCCGUUCAUUGCGCUUUAUUAGGUGUUGCUAUGAUUUUUCUCCGUGCUUUUAACUUUAGUAAACAUUAUUAGUCAUCAGAAUGGCUUGCAAUAUUAAACUAGAAAUUUACGCUUCGAAUGUACACGAACAUACAUUCAACUUUAUUUUAUAAUUUAUUUCGGACUUUUUGAUCUUUUUUUUUAAAGAAAAAUGUUAUUUCAUUCUAUCAUUGCAAUUUGGACAUUGGAAUUUAAACAAAGUCAUAUUGUCUGUUAAAAUGCCAGAGAAACAUGUAUUUAUUGUUAAAUUUAAGUUGUUGCUAAAAAAAAUAUUAAAUCUUUUACCUUGUUACGAUAUAAAGGACCUUUGAAAAUAGGCAUAGCAGAUAAGACAGGCGGCUUAUCUCUAAUCCUCUGAAAGUGAAAGGAUUUCUAACUUAUAUAUUAUGGAAAUCGUGUGAGAAACACUAAUGACUUUUAUUACUUUCUAUUAAUAUAGAUAAUCAUGCGUUUUAUUUUAUAAUAAACUACAUUAGACUUCUUGUUUACAUCAAAUGAGACUUUAAAAUCCACUUUCUUUUAAAAUAAUCUUUUGAAUUUUAAGGUAUUCAACGUACCUAAACUGUAAAAUAAUAAUACAAACUUAAAAUAUGUUUGUUUUUUUAAUUUCAUUUAUAUAGCAUCUACCAACAUGGUAUUAUUUUUCUAAGAAAAAAUAAUACGUUAAAUAAAGGGAAUAUAGAAAAAGAUAACGCGGUAUUGAGAAAAGCAUGUAUGUACAAAUUGAGGUACAAAUUUAAAAAAUCGAGGAUUCAAGGAAAGAUUAUGAGUGUUAUCGUUCAAACUAAAUAUUAUAUUCAAAAUAGCAAUGAAUAAAUUGUAAAAUGUACAAUAAAGAAAAUUAUAGAUUACAAUAAAAACCAUUUAUUAUUUCAAUUGCCAAUAAAUGACUAUUUAAUCGAAAUAUUAAUAAUUUAUUUUUCGUUAACGUUAAAUCAUUUUACUUUCUACAAAUUGGAAUAGUAUCAUUUUUUUAAGGAUCAACUUUAAAUGGUUUAAAUUUAGGUAAAAUAAUAAAGGAUCUUUUUGAACUAAAAAUCAAUUUAAUUAGCAAAUAUAUUUUGAAAAAAAAAACCAAUAUCGGUUGCAAUCACAAAAUUGUCAUUUUUUGUUGUAUUUUAGACUGAUUCAAUUCAAUUAAAAAACAAAUAAGUAGUUAUUAUUUUUAUUUCCAUAGCUAUUGACAGCAUGGCAGAUUUGUCUUGAUCAUUUAUUCUUGUCCCAUCUUCCUUUUCUCAUUGUUUAAUAUUGAGUGACAAAUUGUUUGAGCCUUUAGUUAUUACACAACUGUAGAGCACAAUUUUCAUAAAAAGCUGGACAUUGAUUUUCACAUUCUACUUGUGCAUCAACAUUAUUUACAAUACCAUCGACUUUCAUAAAAAUAUUGAUAACAUUAAAAAAUAAA
Molecule: messenger RNA, 4122 nt
Organism: Nasonia vitripennis (jewel wasp)
Lineage: Eukaryota; Metazoa; Arthropoda; Insecta; Hymenoptera; Pteromalidae
Gene: Usp
Product: retinoic acid receptor RXR-alpha-B
Exons: 5
Coding region: 1185-2387 (400 amino acids)
Biological process (GO): cell differentiation; cellular response to ecdysone; anatomical structure development
Cellular component (GO): nucleus; activator ecdysone receptor complex
Molecular function (GO): nuclear steroid receptor activity; zinc ion binding; nuclear receptor activity
Source: RefSeq, a predicted model, not a curated record